Molecule: messenger RNA, 2038 nt
Organism: Rhopilema esculentum
Lineage: Eukaryota; Metazoa; Cnidaria; Scyphozoa; Rhizostomeae; Rhizostomatidae
Product: RING finger and CHY zinc finger domain-containing protein 1
Biological process (GO): protein ubiquitination; ubiquitin-dependent protein catabolic process
Cellular component (GO): nucleus
Molecular function (GO): ubiquitin protein ligase activity; zinc ion binding
Source: RefSeq, a predicted model, not a curated record
CUGAUCACGUUUGCCUGGUACUGUCCUGGGCAAUUCAGUUCAAUGCUUGGGAAAAGCCUAAUCAAAAUGGCGUCUAGUUACGAAGAGGUGGACUUGGAUGACCUUCAAGAUUGUAGCCACUAUUUGCGAAAAUGUUGUUUAGUGGCUCCAUGCUGCAAGAAAUUUUUUAUCUGUCGUCUGUGCCAUGAUAUCUCAGAGAGUCACACUCUUGACAGAUAUAGUGUUGAAGAAAUUGUUUGCAUUCAAUGUAAAUUAAAACAGGCUGUUACUGAUAGAUGCAUUAAUUGCCACAUCAAAUUUGGUCAUUAUGCUUGCCUAGUUUGCAGAAUGUUUGAUGACAGAGACAAAAAACAAUUUCAUUGUGACAAAUGUAGAAUAUGCAGAAUUGGUGGUGAAGAAAAUUUUUUUCAUUGUCCAAAAUGUGACAUGUGUUUGGCAAUAGGCAUAAAAGAAAGUCACAAGUGUAUAGAAAAAAUAUCGCGAUCUGACUGUCCAGUUUGUUUAGAGGAUAUGCAUACAUCGAGAACUCCAUUGUUGGUACCGAGCUGUGGUCACAUGAUUCACGAGGGAUGCUACAGUGCCAUGAGAAAAACAGGAGCAAUAACAUGUCCGAUUUGUUGUAAAAGUUACGAUGAUGCGGCAAUGGUUUGGAAAAGACUUGAUGAAAUAGUAGGAGCGACGCCGUUAGAUGAUAAAUACAAGGACAUUAAAAUGAAGAUUCUAUGCAGAGAUUGUCACAAGGAAUCUGAGGCCCAGUUUCACAUAGUUGGUAUAAAAUGCGGAGAAUGUGGUUCAUAUAAUACUUGUCAAAGCUAGGAAUCUAGCUGUAAAAUUUCGCGAAUCGUAAUCAAUUAUAUGGAGAUUGACUGACCGGUGUUAUAAUAAACGAAUCCUUCGGCGCAUAAAUUCAAAUGCAUAGUCUUACGAAUAUCAAUAAUGCGUUUAAAUGGCAGUACUGCACAGGACACAGCUGCAGCACUUUCUGAUUUGGCUCCAUUCUAGGUUUGCAGAGUGAGAGUUUUCUUAGAUUCGUUCAUUUUGCAUUCGGUCAAGAGUCGUUCGUUUUGCAUCCAGUCAAGAGUCGUUCGUUUUGCAUCCAGUCCUGAAGACAGGCUUCUCCCUGUUUAUCUUAUUUUGAGUCCACAUAGAGCAGUUGGUGAGAAUUUUCUGGAUUUACUUCACAGUGGAGUGGCACAUUCUCAAGGCUUGAUACUCAAAAACGUUCGCAGUUGGCAAUGUUCUCAAAGCAGUGUUACUUGGCUUUGCAAAUAGAGCGUUUUACAUUUUUAUGCUCAUUCCUUCGGACCCGCACUGAUAGAGCCUCCUUAAAGUAAGAGACAACGGACAGGGUCCUGUAAAACUAAAAUUCCAUGCAAUGCUUGAAGUUCGCUUGGUGAUUUAGGCCCUCUGUUAGCAUAUUUCUUCUAAUUGGACGGAUUGUGAGAUCAGUCUAGCGUAACAGUAGGCAGAAAAUGAGCCUAAGCCUUCUCAGCGUUUUUAAUCUUUUUGAAUGUAGCUCACAUCAUUGAUGAAAAGAGUCCUAAAAACAUAAGAUUCACACGAAUGCCUUGCCUGAAUCAUUCGUUAACAAGUUUGAUUAGGCUACAUCAAAGUAACAUUUCGUAUCUAGCACCUAUGUCCUUGCUAUGGAAUCUGCGUAGCUUCAUGCUACUUAUACAUUUCCCACUAUAUUUUCACUCACGUUGUCUUCUCGGUAGAACGAAUUUUGAAUGAUGAAAUGCUUUUGUAAAAAAAUAUUGUCAAAUUUUUAAAAUGUAUGCUAAAUGAGCCAGUUAACAAUGUAUUUUUGAAAUAAUUGCCUUCGAGUAUCUGGAUGCUCUGGCACCAAGUGUAUGUAAAAGGCAGUGCAUCGGCUUCAAUGCCACUUAAUUCGAACCCCAACGUAGACCAAAGUCACACAUGGUUAACUGAGCUUGUUUCUUAUUUCCUUUUGUUGCAGAGGUUUAUUUAUUAAUCUAUCAAUGCCUUUAAAACGUUAUGAAUGAAUCAACAUUUGUUCUAAAUUCAUAUAAAAGAA